AUGCCAUAUGAUAACAUUUUUUGUUUCAGCUUGUUCUUUAAGCAGGAGAUGGAGCUCUCCCUGGUUGGCCUUCAGAAUGCUGGGAAGACAUCUCUAGUCAAUUCAAUUGCUACCGGUGGCUACAGCGAGGACAUGAUUCCAACUGUAGGCUUUAAUAUGCGGAAAGUCACCAAGGGAAAUGUCACAAUUAAACUUUGGGAUCUUGGAGGGCAACGUAGAUUCCGGACUAUAUACGUUGUCGAUGCUGCUGACCGGGAUAGCGUUCCGAUUGCUAAAAGUGAAUUGCAUGACCUGCUGACAAAACAAUCUUUAUCUGGGAUCCCCUUACUUAUCCUUGGCAACAAAAUUGACAAGUCAGAGGCACUUUCUAAGCCGGCAUUAGUUGAUCAACUUUUGCACAUCUUCGUUCUCAUGAUGUGGAAGGGGAAGCCCUUUUUAGUAGGGAAACGAGACCCUUCAACUAUCUUGAUUGCCAGACUGGUGAAGAUAAUCCUAAGCCCUGAAAGGAAUUUGUCGUCAGUUGGUCCGUGGGUUGAAGAAAUUAAGACCUCGCUUCGGGAGUUCAUGGACUUCAAGGUGGCAUGGGCUCGCCGCUCUGCGACCUCGGUCGCUCACAAGUUGGCUAGAGUUGGGGUCGGGGAGGAAUGUUGUCAGGUGUGGGUAGGAGUGCCUCCUGAGUUCAUUCUCGAUGUUGUAUCUGAUGACAUUCCGCUUUAUGUUUAA
Messenger RNA from Triticum turgidum subsp. durum (durum wheat), 723 nucleotides. The record is from the annotation of a GenBank genome assembly. Lineage: Eukaryota; Viridiplantae; Streptophyta; Magnoliopsida; Poales; Poaceae.